Molecule: messenger RNA, 1174 nt
Organism: Linum trigynum
Lineage: Eukaryota; Viridiplantae; Streptophyta; Magnoliopsida; Malpighiales; Linaceae
Source: the annotation of a GenBank genome assembly
CCCGAGGCUUGUGUGAUCAAAACGUAUAAGGUCGCAUCAUAAAUCACUCUUAACAAAUUACUCAAUUAUGGCACUAUAAUAACAUCUCAAUUAAGUACUCCUACAAUAUGGACUCAAUUACAUAACUCCCAAAGAAAGGGGACCAAACUGAAAAUUUUCCAACAAAUUCCCGAUUAGCCCACCAUCUUUUAUUCACUCACUUCCCCUGCCUCUCCCAACAAAACAGGUUUCAGCAGCCUCCAGAGGAUAGCAAUCGGCCUGGCCCUCUCCACCAUCGGCAUGGCCGUUGCCGCCCUGGCCGAAAGCCGCCGCCUAUCCGCCGCCAAAUCCAUCACCGCCGCGACGAAAACCGUCCCAAUCUCAGUCUUCCUGCUGAUCCCACAGUUCCUCCUGGUCGGUUCAGGGGAGGCAUUCAUCUACACAGGGCAGCUGGACUUCUUCAUCACUCAGUCCCCCAAAGGGAUGAAGACAAUGAGCACGGGGCUAUUCCUCACCACUCUGUCGCUCGGGUUCUUCGUCAGCAGCUUCUUGGUCAUGGUGGUGAAGAAGGUGACUGCUGGUGGUGGAAAUGGUGGGCAAGGAUGGCUGGCUGACAACAUUAACCAUGGAAGGCUCGAUUGCUUCUAUGGGUUGUUGGCUGUUCUUGGAGUGGUGAACUUUGUUGUGUUCUUGGUGUGUGCUGUCUGGUACAAGCCUAGUGGGAAAGAGGGUGGUGGGUCAAUGGAGAUUGUGGAGAAGAAGAGUAAUGGGGUUGAGGAGAAGUGCUAAAGGGAGAUUAAGGGUUAAUGUGCUCUAGCUCUUAGUUUGUAUGUACAUUAGUAAUAAUCUUGGAGGGGGGUUUCCUAUUUCCUUUUUGCAUCUUUUUGUAUUUUGUGAGUGUGGUUUCGUUUCUCGAAAUUUCGAAGUGAAACGGGAGGUCGAGUUUUAAACUUGUCUAUGUAUGUGUAGAAUUGUGGUGAACUUCGUAUCAGAAGUAAUAGAAAAAUGAAAAUCAUUAUGUAAUAGUUGUGAUCUUGUCGUUAAUUGACUUGUUAAUGUUGAGAUUCUAAUCAUUUGAGUUGAACACUGUGUAGUUUAGUCUUAGAUUAUUCGUUCAUCGCACUACUAUAUUCUAAUGAAAAUACUACUACUCAAGGUUCAUCCUAAAUUCGAACAAUAAAUCUACAGAUACCUU